Molecule: messenger RNA, 518 nt
Organism: Onthophagus taurus
Lineage: Eukaryota; Metazoa; Arthropoda; Insecta; Coleoptera; Scarabaeidae
Source: RefSeq, a predicted model, not a curated record
AGCGAAACGUUUCACAAAUCAAAUUCAUUUCAAAAUAAAAAAUCAAAAUGAAAACUUCAAUUUUAUUAAUAACGUUUCUUUGUGGUGUUUACUGUGAGCUCUAUACUACAGAACAACAAGUUUUUAUGAAAAACUUUGUCAAGAUAUGCCAGGAAGCUACAAAUACUACAACUCCAAUGCUACAAGAUUUUGCGAAAAGAAAAUAUUCUAACGAUGACGUGUUAAAACAUUUUAUGUUCUGUUUUUAUAAGGGAUUGGGUAUUAUGAAAGAAGACGGUUCCGUAGAUAAAGAAGCUUUCAUAAAGUUAAGUGAAAGCUUAAAAGAUAGUGCUAAAACUGCUGCUAUCACAUGCCUUGACAAACGAGGUGCAAAUGGACCGGAAACUGCUUUUGUAAUAGCGAAAUGCUAUUUGCAAGGGUUGCCAGAAAAUGAAGACGCCAGUGUAAUAUUAUAAAAAAAUAAUUAUUAUCAACUUUCUAAAAAUGUUUAAUGGUUUGUUUUAAUUAAACAAAAUUAA